CUUAUUAAAUAGAUAAUUUUGUUACCGAAAUGUAGAAAGUGCUUAGCUUAUUUACUCGCUUUGCGACAUGGAUCAAAUUAAAUCCUUUUUUAGUCAGAAGAAAUUGGACAAGAAGUUUAAGAAGGCAGGAACAGGUCAUACUCUAGCCAACAGUGCUGCCAGUUCUAAUAAUGCGUCUAGUAGUGUUCGGAGCAGGAGCCAUGACGUACAGCCGAGUAGCAGACCAUCGGUGGCCCCUUCGCAGCCUUCGAGUGAGUCGGCAGCACUGGCUGGCCAAGCGGCCUUGAUGAGAAUCGAGAAGAAGUUUCAAGACAAUCAGCCCCAGUCCAGUAUAUCAAAAGCGGCCAAAGCUCAAGCCCAGCGCGAACUUGAGGAGGAGCGGAAAGCGAAGGAAGCGGCCUAUCAGAGCUCAGUGCUGUCAUCGAAGACCUCUGAGAGGCAGUUUGAGAGUGCACCUGUGCUAGAGUGCAUCCUGCUUGUGUGUCCAUUCUGUUCUGACUCAUUCGGGAAGCAGUCAAUUGACAAUCACAUGCACGAAUGUCUCAAACAGCAAAUGAGCGACGCGCCUUCUGUUGUUAGCGUGACCAUGUUUCUUUCGUGCAAUAGAAAUCCUGAAAAACUGGCAGCUGGCAAAGACAUUUUCAUCAGAGUGUUCAGUAAUUUAAUCAAAAAUGCAUCAGACGAAAAAUUUCAAAAGCUCAAGUGUUCAACCAACGCCUAUAAGGAUAAAAUCCAACCAAUGCUUGGUCACGAAGAGCUCCUGCAAGCAGCCGGGUUCUCUCUACAAAACAUUCCUACAAAUGAGCCAGACACGAGUGAACGUGCUUGGGUUAACUGUGAGCCAAAUGUAGAGUUGCUGGAGAACUUGGUGACCAUGUUAAACGAGGGACAGGCGAUGAAGCCUAGUUUGGACAGACAGGCGAAACUGCUUCACCCCAAGGACAUCCUGUCUGUGGGGCCUAUCUACUACCCUGACGACUUCUACAAUCUAAGCAAGGAGGAAAUAGCCCGAGAACAUCAGAUCAGGCGUGAGCGGGCGGAGAAAGAGCUGCAGCUGCGCACUAAGGCCAUGCGAGAGAGGGAUGCACAGCAAGAGGUGCGCAAGUACAACUACACUCUCAUCCGAAUUAGACUGCCGAACAACAUCAUCCUACAAGCAGUUUUCAGAGCGUUCGAGAAGUUCGGCGAUGUGGUGUCCUAUCUGAGGUCUAAUCUGGCCUACGAUUGUGUUCCUUUCUCUCUUUUGGACGCCACUGGGCAGUCUUUUGACGAGACAUCUUUCAUCUCAGACCUCGGCCUGGUGCCGGCAGCUGUUCUUAACUUCCACUGGGACGACUCAAUACUCAGAGAUGUCAUCGAGGCCAGAAAGGAGACAGAAGUCCAGUUUCUGUCCAAUGAGUUUCUGUCCCAGUUGGGUUGACAGUGCUCGUUUCAGAUUUAUAUGUGUAUUAGAUAAUAAAAUGGCCUUAGAUGGGUUCCACCUAAUUAAACUGUAUUUUUAUGUUACAAUUAUGAGAUAAUCAUCGAAUUUUUGAACUUAGCUGUUUUUAAAUU
Messenger RNA from Symsagittifera roscoffensis, 1554 nucleotides. RefSeq names its product UBX domain-containing protein 6-like. The transcript is spliced from 11 exons. Lineage: Eukaryota; Metazoa; Xenacoelomorpha; Acoela; Convolutidae. Bases 68 to 1420 code for a protein of 450 amino acids. Gene Ontology annotation, cellular component: cytoplasm. The record is from RefSeq and is a predicted model, not a curated record.